AUGACCUCUCUCUUCGGAAAGAAACACCGCUCGUCGGCCUCUGCGUCUUCCACUCAUGGAGCAGCGUCACCCAACGGACUGGUCGCCUCAGUUCCAUAUAAUCAGAUCACUUCUUCGGGCCCACCUCCAGUCGCCGGGCCAUCGACAAAAGGCAGCGGCGAUGUCACGGGACGGAUGAUCAGUCCACCCAACACCAAUCCCAUGUUGACGGAUCAAGGGACACCGAUGAACGUUAGUAGACGAGGUGAUGGUCUACCUCUGCCGUCGAACAGGAGAAGAUCUAAUAGAGACGAAUCGGAUAGUGAUAGAAGGUCUAAUAUCACUGAUCCCGGGGGAGGAAGGAUGUCACCCGACUUGCCUGGUCAGUCGAAAAGGUCAACCGCAGAUGCAGCUGGAGGAGUGAGGUAUAAUCAACCUGGUAUAGUCCUUGACGCCUCCUCAUCUACUGGUAUUCGAUAUCAACCACCCACCGUUGUCUCUCAGAAUACGGCACGAUCCCCUACUCCCCAAGAACUCGGUGGCCCAGCUGCUAAACACCCUUAUGCAAUUGGUUAUGGUUUCCAAGAUCCGGAAACGGCUUCGAUACGUACAGUCUCAUCGAUCAACUCCCAGCGUCCUAAUCGAGAUGGACGAUAUCCUACCUUUGAUGGUCCUCCUCCUGCCAGAUCAAGUGUUUCAAGCCGACAUGCACACCCUUCAUCGAAUGGUCGUUCGACACCCACAGCAUCCACCUCGACUACCUCACUCGUUCAACCCCACACGCCACGACAAGAUGACUUUCAUUUCCCUCGUCCCAAUGAUGCGAGAAUAGAAGAACUGUUCCAGCAGUUACUGGAGAGUAGAGAUCUGGAUACCUCUCAACCGAAAGGUGUACCUUCUAUAUCAUCCAGAAGCUCGAUAUCGUCCACCGUGUCGAAUAUCGCCAAAACCGCUUCCUCCAUACCUAUCGAAUCCAAAUGGCAGAUGGUCGAGGCUGACGCUCGAAAUCGACACGAGAAUGCAAAGGUGGCUCGACGCAAGGAGGAAGAAUUGAACAGGAUGAGUAUAGGAAAACGAGUGGAUGCUAGAAGUUUGGAUAGAACGACUGCAGAAUGGUAUCUGACCAAGGCUUUAGACGGGAAGUUGACGGUAGAUCAUCUCAAGGCUUUGGAUAUUAGCUUACGGACGGAGACCCUAGACUGGAUGAAUAAUUUCAUGGCUCAUCAAGGUCAAGUGGUGCUUGCGAAUUAUCUUAACGGUAUCACGCAUCGCACAGGGAAAGGUCCUGUAGAUGCAAACUUGGAGUUGGAAUUACUGAAAUGUUUGAGAAGAUCUCUAGGCAAUAAAAAACCUCAAGUGAUCAAUGCAAUCGUCUCCUCCCUCAUCUCCCCUCACAUCGUAUGCCGCAAGAUCGCAGGAGAGAUCCUCGUUUUCUUCUGUCAUUACAAUGCCGAUGCAAACCCUCGUCUCGGUCUACGUCUAGUCUUGUCAGGAUUUACCGCGUUGGAACAGCAGAUCAAUGCCAGUGUAGCUGAUCUCGCGUAUAAAGUCGGUCGGUUCGACGCUUGGCUGAGGCAGUUUGAAGCUACAAUCGAUGGAAGAGGAAGAAUGGGCAGUAUGGUUGGGUUGAGUAAAGAUUUGAGAGGAAUGGACGAUGGCUUCCUAAUGGAUUAUUGUGUCACUAUGCUCUGCCUGGUUCAAGGUGUAAUGUCCGGGAAGGAUAUCAAGUCAAGGUGUUCGGUACGAGCUCAGCUGGAAACCGCAGGCAUCCUCAACAUUUUCCACAAGAUCAAACAGUGGAAUGAUCCGGACAUCAUGAAGUUGAUCAUAGAAUAUGAAACUGAAGCCGAGAAUGACCGUCGUGACUUGAUUGAUGAAGAGGAUCGAGAAAUGCUUAAAUCGAUGAGAAGUCCUGAAGACGUCUUUCGUGCUCUAUUGCAAACCACCAAAGGAUCAAAAGCCAGUGCAUACCUUCUCAACGCACUUCGCCAUCUUCUACUUAUUAAGGGAGAGAAAGAGGAGAAAGUCCGAUAUUUCCAGCUUCUCGACAAGCUGAUCACCAGUAUUGUCAUGAGUGAUACGCCGGAUCUCAGUCAAGAUUUCUCUCGUGCUUUUGGAAUUUCAGUAUCUCAUCUUGUCGGCAGGUUUGUGGAACAGGAUCGGCUGGAUGAAGCCAUGGUAGAACUCAAAAGCACAAAAGUAGCUCUCGCCAGACUCCAAGAGGAAAAGCGAAGCUUGCAAGAGGAAAUAUCUGCCGGUGAUGAAGGGUUAGUAGGCAAAUUGAAAGCCCAGGUCAUCGAUCUGGAAGAAAAGUUGAGAAGAUCCAGAGCCGCUACGGAAACGGUCACUGAUCAAAUGGAAGGGAUGAAGCGGGAUUACGAGCAACGGAUAGCCGAUUUAGAAUUAUAUAUCCAAGAACUAUUCAACAUGCUUCGUGAAACCAAUCAUCUCGAGCAAGUGCAGGAGAUGACCCAUGGUCCCAUUGACAGGAGGAAAUUGAUUCACGAUCUCCGCGAACAGUGGGAAAGGAAGAAGACUAUCCGUAAAUUGGAAGGAAAGAAUCGACGGAAAACGGUGAGACCAGGGUCCACCAUAUUGGAGGAUGAUUCAGAAGAAGAUGUUGAAGAUGAAGAUGGUGAAGUGAUGGAAGCGGAAAAGGUUGCUUUAGGAGGUCAGGCCAAGGGAGAAGUGAAAAACGCACAUAGAGAGUCUCAUCGAGACAGGAAGGCCAUGUCCGGUUCGCAAUUUAUGGAUGCCGAGGAGGAAAGGGUCAGAGCCCAUAUCGAGAACACAUUAGCCAAAGGAGCGGACUCAGUGUCGCCCAUACGUCCCCAAGGUGCAUCAUCAUCUCGUACCGGACGAACGCGCGACGAUCUCACCCCUACUCGAAGAGCGUUCGACAUCAAUGCUCCUCCUGUUGGAGAGAAAUCGAUCUAUCGUCAAUCAAAGAAGCCAGGUCUUCCCCCUCGGUUCUUGGAGGAGAUACGAUUCAAGGCUCUUUCUCGAAGUUCCUCUGCUCCUGCUGGCCUAAUCAGCGAUGACGAUGUUGAGGGUGAAGAUUGCAGAGAUAGUCAAUUCACACAACGUACUGAUGGUACCGGCUAUACAUCUGGCAUGUCAUAUGAGAUACGUACACCUAGCAGUCGGGACAACUUUAGGGUGCAGGUCCUCAGUCGAGCCAAAUCGAUCCGUCAUGGUUUGGACUCGGACGAUAUCUUGCCGGACGAUGCUGGGAAUUUAUCCACCGUGCAAGAAGGCGAAGAGAGUAGAGGUAGCUUGGGUCACGAUGCUGAAGAUGGCGCAGGUGAAAUGGAGAAAUCAUCUUCAGCUGUAACCUAUCCUCCCCCUCCUCCCCCACCGCCACCUCCUCCUCCUCCACCGCCGCCUCCCCCACCGAUGUUCGGCACUCCAGCAAGCACUUCGACCAGUUCCUUCUCUUCACCACCACCGCCACCUCCUCCGCCCCCGCCGCCUCCUGGUGCAUUCGCCGGACCUGGUGCACAACUACCUGGAAUGUCUGGCGUUCUGGCAGGUAUCAAGGACGGGGUAUCACUCAAGAAGACAGCUAGUUCUCCCACUCCUCCUCCACCACCACCGCCCCCUAUCUCACCUCAGAACUCCUUGCCCACCGUCGCUCGGGCACCUCUCGGAUCGAUCAGCUCACUCCUUCACGGUUCAAAUGACUCUCGUAAAGACAUUGGUUUGAUUGCUAGUAAGAAGAUGAAGCAACUCCAAUGGGAGAAGGUCUCCAAGAAUCAAUUGUCGAAGACCGUAUGGGGCCAAGCCGACGAGGUGGAAAGUGAGUUGGUGGAUAAGAUGCAGGCUGUGAAUCUGUGGGAUGAGAUGGAAGACGAGUUCAAAGCAAAGGAAAUCAUCUAUGAUGCCGUCAAGAAACGCAAAGAAACGGAGUUGCAGAGUGUUCUCGCGCCCGAUCAUCGUAAAAGAAUUGAAAUUCUCAUGGCUGGUUCGACUGCGAAAAGCUUCAAAGACCCCGAGAGACUUUCGGAAGCUAUCGCCAAUUUCAGCAGCGAGCUUUGUACGGAAACAUUCUUACACGAGCUUCAAGGUGUUUUACCGAAUGACGAUGACCGAGGGAAACUUCUCACUCAUUCCGCUGAUACCGAAUCGGAAUUGGAGCUGCUCCAUCCUGCUGACCGAUUGAUGGUCCGCCUGAUUCAACUUCCUCACCUGAACGACAGAGUCAAAGGAAUGUUAUUCGAAGUGCGCUUCGCCCAGAACAUGGAUCUACUUGAGCAGAGUCUCUCCAUCCUCAAAAGCGCUUGUCAUGAUCUCCGUCAUGCCGAACGAUUCCAGAAAUUGCUCAACGUCAUUCUCACGAUGGGAAAUUACCUCAAUGGUACCAACUUUGCCGGUGGGGCUUUCGGAUUCAAGAUUGCUAGUAUCAACAGACUUGUCGAUACCAAAUCCAGCGGUGGUGGGAACUUGCUGCAUUUCCUUGAGAAAACGGUCUCUCAACAUUUCCCUCAUCUCGAUGGGUUCCUGGACGAAUUGACAAAGCCAGCUGAAGCGUCUCGAGUCAAUUAUGCCGAUAUGCAAGCCACGUCGAAACACAUGCUCGACGAGAUCCGAAAGAUCCGAGACUCUCUACGAAACAACUUCGAAGAAGGCGUGGAUGGGUAUACCAAGAAGAUGUUCCGUUUCUCUGCUGUUGCUGAAGAACGACUACAAGAUCUUAGAGAUGGUAUAAUCGGAGCUGAUAAGGAGUUGCGAGAGGUCGAGACUUAUUAUGGUGAAGGCGAAGAGAUGGGUAGACCCCUACAGAGUCAAGAUUUCUUUGGAAUAUUCAGAACGUUCACAUCAUCUUAUAGAUUCUGUCGAUCUCAAAACCGAGCUAGAGCCGAAGAAGCCGCUGCUCGAGAACGUCGGGCUGCUGCGAAAGCUGCUCUGACCCCUCAGACUACCGGCAUGUCUACUGCUUCGCGAGACCUCAUCGACGGUACUAUGCAACGUCUCAAGGUUGAAGGUACCCCUCGGGUCAAGCGUGAACGACGUGCUCAUCUACCUCCGCCAAGUCCUCUACCUCAAACUACCGAUUUCUCCGAUUUCAUGAUUCCGCUGUCAGCCGGUGAUACCGAAACUCUCGAUUUUGGUUCUCUAGCCCAACGGAUGAUGUUGGAUGAGAAUUUCUUCCCCGGAUUGUCUUCAGGAGGAGGGUUCGGGGAACCAAUCGAUCUUGGCCUUCUCAGUCCACAACCAACCGGAGGAGAACCGCUUUCACCUGAAUCACCCAGCCCGAAUCCGCUUACGAUCGCUGAACAGGAGGGAAAAGCACUCUUGCCUUCGCCAAGCGAAAUGGGACGUCACAGUCCGACACCACUAUCAAAAGUCUCAGAGCAAGAAGAAGACGAGGGACAAUUUGAAGAUUGA
This is a messenger RNA of Kwoniella mangroviensis CBS 8507, 5367 nucleotides long. RefSeq lists its product as uncharacterized. Bases 1 to 5367 code for a protein of 1788 amino acids. Gene Ontology annotation, cellular component: mating projection tip; cell division site. Gene Ontology annotation, biological process: actin filament bundle assembly; barbed-end actin filament capping; mitotic actomyosin contractile ring assembly. The record is from RefSeq and is a predicted model, not a curated record. The transcript is spliced from 12 exons. Gene Ontology annotation, molecular function: actin binding; small GTPase binding. NCBI's taxonomy places the organism in Eukaryota, Fungi, Basidiomycota, Tremellomycetes, Tremellales, Cryptococcaceae.